Penicillium manginii is the source of this 1596-nucleotide messenger RNA. RefSeq names its product proline racemase. Bases 1 to 1596 code for a protein of 531 amino acids. NCBI's taxonomy places the organism in Eukaryota, Fungi, Ascomycota, Eurotiomycetes, Eurotiales, Aspergillaceae. Gene Ontology annotation, molecular function: 4-hydroxyproline epimerase activity. The record is from RefSeq and is a predicted model, not a curated record. The transcript has a single exon.
AUGCCUACUACUCGUCGUUAUUACCCUAGUACUUCUACUACUAAUAGUAGUACUCGUCCACGGGCACCUCCCAGUCUUACCCCGGAAUACAUCUAUCGAGCCCCGAGGGGUGAAUCAACCCCACUUCCGAGUCAAGUCGAAUACAUUCAUCGAGCUCCUCGCGGAGUAUCCCCUUCUGAAAUCAAGUCUAGACCCAAGUCUCACUCCAAGUCUCACUCAAAAUCCCAUUCAAACCCCCAUUUCACACGCUACGCAGAUGAUGAGCCUCGCAUACGCCCAAAAUACUACGAGGCUCGCCCAAAAUCCUACCUCAAGGAGACUCCAAGGGGAUAUACUUCCCACUGUGACCGAGACAAGCGUUACUCGAAUGACAGUGAAGAACAAGAAGACUCCGAUGCUGACUACCCUAACAACUCGGACUUGAUAGACCCCGAGCCCUUCUCCUCCGUGGGCCCCGUUCCCUUUGACGAUUAUGUCUCCAAGAUUACCAUGUCCGUUGUGGCUUGCCAUGCUGAAGGUGAAUCGUGCGACGUCGUCAUCGGUGGCAUUCCUGAUAUCCCAGGGGAUUCAAUGUACUACAAGCAGCUCGAAUUCAUGAGAAAGCACGAAUGGCGUCGAGACCUGCUGCUGAACGAGCCGAGAGGUCAUUGUGGCCAGAAUGCUGUCUUCAUGCUGCCACCAUGCAAUCCCCGCGCCGUUCGUGGCUUGAUCUUCGCCAAAAACGAAGACUAUGUCCCCAUUUCAAUCUCCAAUCUCAUGGCCGCAGCCCAAGUCACCGUGAAUGGUCCCGGUGCCGAGAGUACAAAACUGCGUUCUUCCCCCAUGAAAUUGUCCUUUGACACCCCGGCUGGCCUCAUUGGUGUCGAUGUGAGACUCAAAGUUCGAAAGCAAUCUGGUGUGCCAAUGUGUGAGUCCAUCACCGUUCACGGUCUCCCUUCCUUUGUUAUGGCCCUGGAUUUCGAGCUCGAUCUGUAUGAGGUAGGUAUCUUUACGGUGGAUAUUGCUUACGGCGGUGCGAUCUGUGCAUUUGUCGAUGCUGCAUCAGUAGGGGUCAGUAUUCAAGAUGGGAAUGGCCAGAAGAUGAUUGAGGUCGGGGAGCGAAUCAAGAAUGCGCUCCAUGAGGUAUAUGAGGGCACUCAUCCUCUUGAGCCUACCAUGGACCGCGUCAGUACCGUUGUUUUCACAGAUCCCGUAAGCUGUCAAGAUCGAGACACCCGCAAAAAGGCACUCAUGGCGGCUGUCGUCUCCCCCGGUCGUCUGGACCGUAGUCCAUCAGGCACGGCUGUAUGUGCCCGUCUGGCCAUUUUGCAUGCCCGAGGGGAGAUUUCCAGGGACACACUAACUUGUCAGAGUAUCAUUGGCACUAAGUUUUACGGUCGCGUUCGUGGAACGACCAGCGUCGACAAGUAUCCUGCUAUUUUGCCAAGUGUGAUGGGUCGUGCCUGGAUCCAUAGUCUCAAGCAGGUCGGCAUGAGUCCUGCAGAUCCCUUCCCCGAUGGGUUUCGCAAUGCUGACCAGUGGGGGCCAGAUGAUAAUAAGAAGAAGAGCAUGAACGUUUAUAAGCCGCGUGAUUUGGAGCUACCAAGCGACUGGUAG